AUGCUCUCCAAAGACAAUCCUAGUUUUGAUAGAUUACAUAAAAUAAGACUUCUUAUAGAACAUUUAAAUACAAAAUAUUCAAGUGUUCAAUGUAAUCAAUAUUUAUCUGUAGACGAACAGCUUUGUGCAACAAAAGCUAGAAGUUAUCUAAAACAAUAUCUUCCUGACAAAUCACACAAGUGGGGCUACAAAUUAUUUGUAUUGUGUGAUGAUGAUGGGUUUUCUUAUAAAUGUGAGAUAUUUACUGGUCAAGAAAAUUGGGAAAAAUUUCGGUUGCCAAAUGAACCAGAUUUAGGGGCAAGUUCAAAUGUAGUAGUCAGACUUACCAGAAAUGUACCACAAAAUAAAAACCAUAAACUUUAUUGUGAUAAUUAUUAUACCAGUAUACCUCUGUUUGAGUUUUUGUAUCAAAAAGGUAUAUUAGCUUUAGGAACUGUACGGUGUAAUAGAAUUCCAAAUUGUGAACUUUCAAAUGAUAAAUAUAUAAAAAACCUAAAAAGAGGAACAUCAAUUGAUAAAGUAUCAUCAUAUGGAAUCGUGCCAUURWCUUUAGUUUUGUGGAAGGACAAUAAAGUGGUUACACUUUUAUCCACAUAUUUUGGGAAAGAUCCAAUUUCUGUUGUAAAACGUUAUGAUAAAAAGAUGAAAACUCAAAUAGGAGUAGAUUGCCCAUUUUUGAUUAAAGAGUAUAACCGUCAUAUGGGUGGUUUGGAUUUACUUGAUAGUCACAUAGAUAUGACAGUGGUGAACUCAUGGAUUCUAUAUAAAAGAGUUUGUAAAGCUAAAGACAUUGCUCCCAAGUUUACUUUGGCUGGUUGGAGAAAAGAUCUUGCUUACACAUAG
Diuraphis noxia (Russian wheat aphid) is the source of this 843-nucleotide messenger RNA. Its product is annotated as piggyBac transposable element-derived protein 3-like. NCBI's taxonomy places the organism in Eukaryota, Metazoa, Arthropoda, Insecta, Hemiptera, Aphididae. The record is from RefSeq and is a predicted model, not a curated record.